Molecule: messenger RNA, 500 nt
Organism: Sipha flava (yellow sugarcane aphid)
Lineage: Eukaryota; Metazoa; Arthropoda; Insecta; Hemiptera; Aphididae
Product: COX assembly mitochondrial protein 2 homolog
Exons: 3
Coding region: 157-423 (88 amino acids)
Source: RefSeq, a predicted model, not a curated record
GAUAAUGGGUGAUAGGAUAACCGAUAACAAAUGUAACAUAAAUUGUAUCAAAAUAGUUCACCGUUUUUGAUAAUUAUAUUUGUUGCGACACAAGUUGUAAUUUCUAAACCCUUAUAAAAUAAUUUGGUACUUUUUAAAAUUAAAAUAGUACGCGUCAUGCAUCCCGAUUUGUCACCUCAUUUGCACACCAAUGAAUGCAAUACCUUCACUUUCGAAUAUAAAGAUUGUACCGAAAAACACAGAUUUUUAAAAUUUCUUGGAAGGUGUGAUGAUGCCUACAAUCGAAUGGUUCACUGCUUUCAUUUAGAGCGAUUAGCUAAGCGCCAAAAAAAUUAUGAAAAAUCAAUGAAACACCAAGAAUUAGUAAGACAAAAGAUAUUGAUCGAGAUGAGGGAAGAAAAAAAACAAGAACUAGAAAUGUAACUAAUUUGUAUUUGUUUUGUACAUAGAUUUUAGGUAUAAAUAUUGAUGAAUAAUUAAUGCAACACAAUUGUUUUUAA